AUGGUGUUUUGUGGAAAGGCCUCCAGGAGUUGUGCGAACUGUCGGGCAGUCAAACGACGGUGCGACCAGAAGCUUCCCCAGUGUGGUCAGUGCCUUCGGCUGCGCGAGAACUGCCCCGGGUAUCGAGAUGAGUGGGAUCUCGUCUUCCGCAACCAAACGGACCAUAUCAUCAAGCGUUCCAAGACCAAAUGGGCAAAAAGAUCAGCCGUGUCGGCGCCAACCCCCGUCAAGGCUAGCGGUUUGCCCCUGACGCGCAGGUUGAGCCCCAACGUGGAUGAGAUAGGCGUCAACUACUUCCUCCACAACUUUGUCACGGGCGGUCAGGCCCCCUCACGCGGGUAUCUCAACUACGUUCCGUCGGUGUAUCUGGCUGGCGGCGAGCACCCGACGUUGCUGGCCAGCAUGGCAGCCGUCGGUCUCGUGGCGUUGGCCAAUGCCACUCAACAGCCCGAGCUGGCCGGCCAGGCGCAGGCCAAGUACUCCGAGGCGAUCCGCCAGGUGAACAUGGCGUUGGCGUCGCCCGUCGAUUCCGUCAAGGACAGCACCUUGCUGUCGGUGAUCUCGCUCGGGGUGUUUGAGCGCAUCUCCGGACACGAGUCGUGGAUUCAACAUGUCCAGGGAGCGGCGGCGCUGGUGGUGGCCCGGGGCAAGACGCAGUUCUCCAGCCCUACCGCGAUCCGCAUGUUUGCGCAGGUACGCGCGGAUCUGGUCCUCGCCUGUCUCUAUGUGGCGACCCCAUUCCCGAGGGACAUGCUGGAGCUGCAGGACGAGGCGGCUCUGCACACUGACACCUCCUGUCCGCUCUGGCUGCUGGGGGUAGCCAGCACCCGCUGUACGAACCUCCUCAUGCGUGUCAAGAAGAACUACUUGGACGGAGCCGUCCCCUGGUCGAAAUUCUUGGAGGAAGCAAUCGUGGUCGAACGGGACUUUGAAUACGCCCUCAAGCUCCUUGCCCUGCAGGAACCGUAUACCACCAUCCAGGAAGACUCUGGAGAAUUGGACCCCAAUAUUGCCUAUCACGGUCGGUUCGACCUCUAUCACGACUGCUGGGCCAUCAAGUUCUGGAACAACUCGCGGAGUGUCCUGAUGAUUCUCGGCGAGAUUCUGUGCUUCCUUCUCAACCAGGCUCUUCUUGCGCCCGAUCUCGUGCCGGAGACCCGGGAGCCUCUGAGCGUGAAGCUUCAAGAGACGCUGCAGACCAUGUCCAAGCUGGGCACAGACGUCCUGGCCACGGUCCCGCAGGUGUUGAAACUCGUCUCCUCGGCCUCGGGAGCACCGCGCCCCCCUGUCGAUCUCACCUUCCACGGCAGCGUGUCGGGCGGGUAUAUGCUGGCCUGGUGGCUCUACACGGUCGGCAAGUGCGUCGUCACGACCAGUGAAGCGCGGAAAUGGAUCAUCCACCGCCUGCAGCAUAUCGGGCAGAAGACGGGCGUCUCGAUUGCGGCCGAGUUGGUGGAGGAUAUCGUCCAGAUUGACGAGUGGGUGGAUCAUUAA
This is a messenger RNA of Penicilliopsis zonata CBS 506.65, 1494 nucleotides long. RefSeq lists its product as hypothetical. NCBI's taxonomy places the organism in Eukaryota, Fungi, Ascomycota, Eurotiomycetes, Eurotiales, Aspergillaceae. Gene Ontology annotation, biological process: regulation of DNA-templated transcription. The coding region runs from base 1 to 1494 and encodes 497 amino acids. The record is from RefSeq and is a predicted model, not a curated record. Gene Ontology annotation, molecular function: DNA-binding transcription factor activity, RNA polymerase II-specific; zinc ion binding. The transcript is spliced from 2 exons.